Molecule: messenger RNA, 264 nt
Organism: Musca vetustissima
Lineage: Eukaryota; Metazoa; Arthropoda; Insecta; Diptera; Muscidae
Product: larval cuticle protein 65Ag1-like
Exons: 2
Coding region: 1-264 (87 amino acids)
Cellular component (GO): chitin-based extracellular matrix
Molecular function (GO): structural constituent of chitin-based larval cuticle
Source: RefSeq, a predicted model, not a curated record
AUGAAAUUCAUCAUUUUUAUCGUAGUCCUCGUCGCCUUGAAGUUGGCCGCCUAUGCCGUGAAUGCCGAAACUAGAGAUGCCAGAAAUCUUCAAGCUGAAGGUGAAUUGAAAAAUGUUGGUACUGAAGUCGAAGCCCUUGCUGUCCGUGGUUCCUACUCCUUCGUUGCUGAUGAUGGCCAAACAUACACCGUCACCUAUGUUGCUGAUGAAAAUGGUUUUCAACCCCAAGGUGCCCAUUUGCCCGUCGCGACGCGUCGCCCCUGA